CAAAAUAAUGUUUUUUUUUUUUGGGCCUGGGUCUGGGUCCGGAUAAGAUUCGGGUUGGAGCCGGGUUUUUUAAUCUGCGUUCCAAUUUCCGGGGGAAAUUUAGAAAUUUGAUCUUGACGAAUCGCCGGCGACGGAUUCUCAGACGCUGCAAUGGAAGGUCUUAUGGGUCAGGUAGAGAAACGGCAGAUUUCUACCGUCGUCUUCAUCGUCGCUAUGCAAAAAGAAGCUCAGCCUCUGAUCAACAGAUUACGGCUCGUUAAAGAAGUUAAUACGCCGUUUCCAAAAGAGGUGACUUGGGUUCUGUUUAAGGGAAUAUAUAAAGACUUGAACAUCAAUAUAGUCUGUCCAGGAAAAGAUUCAACUCUUGGGGUCGAGAGUGUUGGCACGGUUCCUGCAUCCCUCGUGACUUAUGCUUCCAUUCAAGCAAUUCAACCCGACUUAAUCAUUAAUGCGGGAACCGCUGGUGGGUUUAAGGCCAAAGGAGCAUGUAUUAGCGAUGUUUAUGUUGUCUCCACUGUUGCUUUCCAUGACAGAAGAAUACCCGUUCCUGUCCUUGAUCUAUACGGUGUUGGUAUGCGGAAAGCAUUCCCCACACCCAACCUUAUAAAGGAGCUGAGCCUAAAGGUAGGAAGAUUAUCCACUGGCGAUUCAAUGGAUAUGUCUCCACAUGACGAAGAAUCCAUCACAGCAAAUGAUGCUACAGUUAAAGAUAUGGAGGGAGCAGCAGUGGCCUAUGUGGCUGAUAUCUUUAAGGUGCCUACGAUUCUAAUAAAAGGUGUGACUGAUAUUGUGGAUGGCAAUAGACCAACUUCUGAAGAAUUUUUGGAGAACUUAGCUGCAGUCACUGCCAAACUUGAUGAGUCACUUACCAAAGUGAUUGAAUUCAUCAGUGGGAAGUGUCUCUCAGACCUCUGACAAGUCAUGCAUAUUAACCAUGUAGCUUUCCUCUAAUCAAAACCGUAAGUUCCGUCGAUAAGGUUCACUUAUGUGCAUUGGGGAAAGAAAGGAUAUAAAGAUUCAAGCAAAGGGCAUAGGUAGGGAAUAGGUUUGAGCAUAAAUUUCAACUCUUCACCUUUCCUCAUUUGUUCUUCUAUUUUUUGCUGUCUUUCUUAUGAUGAUCCAUCAUACAUGUAGAAACUCACCAAAUUUUAAUACCCAACAACAGAAUCCGAAAUUUUUUAUCCAUUUCAAUUGAUUGA
Messenger RNA from Arabidopsis lyrata subsp. lyrata, 1199 nucleotides. RefSeq names its product 5'-methylthioadenosine/S-adenosylhomocysteine nucleosidase 2. Bases 151 to 915 code for a protein of 254 amino acids. The record is from RefSeq and is a predicted model, not a curated record. Gene Ontology annotation, biological process: nucleoside metabolic process. The transcript has 8 exons. Gene Ontology annotation, molecular function: methylthioadenosine nucleosidase activity. NCBI's taxonomy places the organism in Eukaryota, Viridiplantae, Streptophyta, Magnoliopsida, Brassicales, Brassicaceae.